AUGUCUCAAGACCAUCAUCAGUUAGAUAGUAGUCUCAUCUGCAAAGUGAUAUCGCCCAUGAUUCAGUCCAACCCGUCUGUCACUAUCCCGGUCUUGCAAAGUGCGGUCCACGCAAGCUAUCACUUCAAACCCUUAUACAGAAAGGUGUGGAUGGCAAAGCAAAAGGCCAUUGCACGGAUCUACGGUGAUUGGAAAGAGUUUUAUAACAAGGUGCUGAAACUACUUCAGGCACUGCAGAGCUGUUUCCCCGACACCAUAUGUGACCUACGCGUCAAAACGUACUAUGAAGCCUUCAAGCAUUACAAGCCAUUUGUCUCUGUAGACGGCACACAUUUGUAUGGCAAGUACGGUGGAGUGUUGCUUAUAGCGGUGGCGCAAGACGGGAACAGCAACAUACUGCCAAUUGCUUUUGCCAUUGUUGAGUCUGAGAGCACCGAGUCAUGGUCGUUCUUUCUUACUAAUUUGAGGCGCCACGUCACCCCACAAGACGGCUUGCUGGUUAUAUCGGACAGAUCUCAAGCCAUCAAGGCUGCCCUUGGAGCUGAUGAUAUUGGGUGGCAUCCCCCUAGGGCUUUCCAUGCUUACUGUAUCAGACAUAUGGCUGCGAAUUUUAUGAGCCGAUUCAAGUCAGCCGAGAACAAGUGA
Messenger RNA from Arachis duranensis, 645 nucleotides. RefSeq lists its product as uncharacterized. The coding region runs from base 1 to 645 and encodes 214 amino acids. The transcript has 2 exons. The record is from RefSeq and is a predicted model, not a curated record. Lineage: Eukaryota; Viridiplantae; Streptophyta; Magnoliopsida; Fabales; Fabaceae.